Molecule: messenger RNA, 915 nt
Organism: Pestalotiopsis fici W106-1
Lineage: Eukaryota; Fungi; Ascomycota; Sordariomycetes; Amphisphaeriales; Sporocadaceae
Exons: 2
Coding region: 1-915 (304 amino acids)
Biological process (GO): phospholipid catabolic process
Molecular function (GO): hydrolase activity, acting on ester bonds
Source: RefSeq, a predicted model, not a curated record
AUGGGUUCUGGUCAGUCUACAACCGCCGGGCCUGGCCCGACCAUGUACACGGCGACGGCGACGGCUUCGGUUGCCGCUGCGCAAGCCACCGCGCUCACCCUGAGCCCGACGAGCAGUGUCGCCGGAAAGACCUUUGACCGCUUUGUCCAAAUCUUUCUUGAGAACCAGGACUUUAGUAUAGCAGCGGGCGAUCCAAACCUAGCAUACCUGGCGACGCAAGGUAUCCUGCUCGACAACUACUAUUCUAUCACGCACCCGUCGCAACCCAACUAUAUCGCCGCAGCAGGAGCCAGCACCCACGGUGUCCUUCUCGAUAACCCGGCUCGCAUCUCUGCCGACGUCGAGACGAUUGUCGACCUGCUCGAGGCUGGAGGCGUCAGCUGGAGCUUAUACCAGGAGGAUAUGCCAUACUCUGGCUUCGAGGGCGACUGGGUGAACCAAAAGACGGGCGCCAACGAUUACGUCCGCAAGCACAACCCGCUCAUGAGCUACGACUCGGUGACCGAGGACCUGAACCGCCUCGCCAAGUCAAAGAACUUUACCCUCUUCAACAGGGACCUGGCCGCCAACACGCUGCCCCAGUGGAUGUUCAUCACCCCCAACAUGACCAAUGACGGUCACGACAGCGACGUCUCGACUGCCGGCAACUGGGCACGGUCUUUCCUGGAACCGCUACUGGCCAACGAUAACUUCAAUACGGACAAGACCUUGAUUGUGUUGACGUUUGAUGAGUGCGAAAACUAUUUGCUGCCGAAUAGGGUCUUUACAGUGCUGUUGGGCGGUGCCGUGGCCGGAAAGGAGGGAACGACGGACUCGACUCGUUAUAACCACUAUAGUCUUACCAAGACGGUAGAAGACAAUUGGGACCUGGGAGACUUGGGUGAGAACGAUGUUGAUGCUGUUGCAUUCUUUUAA